UUUUCUUUUUUGUGUUUCAACGGGCAAGAUUUUUUCCCCUCAAUUUCUCUCACUAAUAACUCUUAGAUUUUUUUGAUCUUUUUUGGGUUUCAAAGGGUUUGCGUUUUAGCUGAAUUCCCGUCACUUAGAGGUUAUGUUAAGAGGAAAAUGGCUGAACUGAAAGUAGAGGACUGUUGUACUGAGAAUAAGCAAUCAGCUGCUGCUUCUAACUCUUCUGUUUCUGAAAAUAGUGCUAGUGUUACUUUAAGGUCACCGACAGUAUCUAGCCCGACUCCUACAUCACCAACUCAUAGGAGAACCUCUGGUCCAAUUAGGCGAGCAAAGGGUGGUUGGACUCCUGAGGAGGAUGAUUCUUUGAAAAGGGCUGUUGCAGUUUUCAGAGGAAAAUGUUGGAAAAAAAUAGCCGAGUUCUUCCCGGAUAGAUCUGAAGUGCAAUGCCUGCAUCGAUGGCAGAAGGUUCUCAAUCCGGAUCUUGUCAAAGGACCAUGGACUCGGGAGGAGGAUGAUAAGAUCAUUGAACUGGUCGCCAAGUAUGGGCCUAUGAAAUGGUCUGUCAUAGCUAAAUCAUUGCCUGGUCGAAUAGGGAAGCAAUGUCGUGAGAGGUGGCACAAUCAUUUGAAUCCCAAUAUAAAAAAAGAUGCUUGGACACUGGAGGAGGAACGGGCACUCAUAGAUGCUCAUCGGAUCCAUGGUAACAAGUGGGCUGAAAUUGCUAAGGUCCUGCCCGGAAGGACUGAUAAUGCAAUCAAGAAUCACUGGAAUAGCUCUUUGAGAAAGAAAUUAGACUUUUAUUUAGCUACUGGAAACCUUCCACCUGCUACUAGGGACGGCCUGCAAAAUGGUUGUAAGGACACUACUGAAACAGCUAAAGCAGAGGAGUUACUUGCAGCUUCAUCAGGAACUGCAGAUAUGUGUAAAAUAGAAAAUGGAUGGCAGGUCGCAGAAAUCAGUGCUUCAAAUGGUGGUCCUCAAACUGACUCCACUGAUUCUGAAGUCGUCAGGUUGGAAGCUCAAUCACCAGAAAUAGAUGCUAUUCGACACAUCCAACCAAGUACAGAAUCAGAAAACAUGUACGAAGGACGGAGAAUAAAUAGUGUUGUAGAUCGACUAAAAGUUGUUGAAGCACCAUUUCGAUGUGAAAUCCCUGCAUGUGGUACGUUAUACUAUGAACCACCAACAUCAGAAAGUUGUAUUCCACUGGAUUCAGAUCUUCUAAAUAUCCGCUGGGCACAAUGUGAAUCUGAUGCAAGUCCAAGCCCGUCACCAAAUGGUUUCUUCACUCCACCUAGUACAAAGAGUAGUAGCCUAUAUGCACAAACCCCUGAAUCCGUACUGAAAAUUGCUGCUAGAAGCUUCCCGAAUACGCCUUCCAUAUUAAGGAAGAGAAAGACUCAAGCCAAACUUUCCACGCCAACUAAUAAAAUGGGGAAAUCAGAUGGAGAUUUCUGCAAGGACAAACCUAUUGAUGCGUGUGAAGAGAUCCUUCCAAGGAAUUCUUCCAAUGGUAUUGGGCUAUACAAUAGUCAAGCAUUUAAUGCCUCUCCUCCCUAUCGAUUAAGGUCUAGACGAACAUCUAUCUUCAAGUCUGUGGAGAAGCAGCUUGAAUUUACACUCGACAACGAGAAGCAUGAUAUAAGUAAUGGAAUCAGUGAGUCAACUGUUAACGAUAUAUCACAUGCAGCCAAAGAUUGUUCACAGUCAGCUAAGAAGGAUACAGAUAAGAAGGUGGAAUAAGUGCUGAACACUUGCAAUGUCUAACAGUGGCUGCUAUAGGAAAUGGAAGUUCAGAAGUAAUCAGUAACAUCAGAAGAAUUUUAGACACUUCUUGAAACGACACAAGACUCGAUCUGUCAUAUACAGUUUUGUAGAUCUCUUCGCUUGCAUCACAAUUAUGUGCAGGUUAUUGACUAUUGGUUAUUCGUAGAUGGUACAGUCGAUUUCUAUUAUACGUUGAAAGAUUGUUAAAGCUGCAAUUGAUUUGUACAGAACUGCUUUAAACAGGUCUUCGGAAUAGUUUCACACUGAAAAUAGUCGCUUAAUAAGAGCAGUUGUCUAGUUACCUGGUAUAUCAUAGUUCAUACCAUUCAGAAAGUAAGAUUACCAGCUUUUCUUGACUCA
Nicotiana tabacum (common tobacco) is the source of this 2118-nucleotide messenger RNA. Its product is annotated as transcription factor MYB3R-3. Lineage: Eukaryota; Viridiplantae; Streptophyta; Magnoliopsida; Solanales; Solanaceae. Gene Ontology annotation, molecular function: DNA-binding transcription factor activity, RNA polymerase II-specific; RNA polymerase II cis-regulatory region sequence-specific DNA binding. Gene Ontology annotation, cellular component: nucleus. Gene Ontology annotation, biological process: regulation of DNA-templated transcription. The record is from RefSeq and is a predicted model, not a curated record.